GGGUGCAGGAGGAGCCCUCGGAGCCGUCCCUGCGGGGGGUGAUGGCCGCCUUGCUCUUCCUCCUCAUUCUUUCCACCUUGCUGGGCAACACCCUGGUGUGCGCGGCCGUCGUCAAGUUCCGGCACCUGCGCUCCAAGGUGACCAACUUCUUCGUCAUCUCGCUGGCCGUCUCCGACCUGUUCGUGGCUGUGCUGGUGAUGCCGUGGAAGGCAGUUGCCGAGGUGGCUGGUUUCUGGCCUUUCGGGGGCUUCUGUGACAUCUGGGUGGCCUUUGACAUCAUGUGCUCCACCGCCUCCAUCCUCAAUCUGUGCAUUAUUAGCGUGGACCGGUACUGGGCCAUCUCCAGCCCCUUCCGCUACGAGAGGAAGAUGACCCAGCGGGUGGCAUUUGUCAUGAUUGGGGUGGCUUGGCUGCUCUCCAUCCUGAUCUCCUUCAUCCCCGUGCAGCUGAGGUGGCACAAGGCCAGCGAGCUCCUGGCUCAACAGGAGCCGGGCUCCAACCUCACGCAGGGCGCUCAGGAGAACUGCGACUCCAGCCUCAACAGGACCUACGCCAUCUCCUCCUCCCUCAUCAGCUUCUACAUCCCCGUCGCCAUCAUGAUCGUGACCUACACCAGGAUCUUCCGCAUCGCUCAGCGCCAGAUCCGCAGGAUCUCCUCCCUGGAGAGAGCGGUGGAGCACGCCCAGCACUGCCACAGCAGGGACUGCCCCCACGAGGCCUCCCUAAAGAACUCGUUCAAAAAGGAGACCAAAGUCCUCAAGACCCUGUCCAUCAUCAUGGGCGUCUUCGUCUUCUGCUGGCUACCCUUCUUCGUGCUCAACUGCAUGGUGCCCUUCUGCGACGCUGGCCUGCAGGAUCCUGGCGCCCUGCCUUGUGUCAGCGAGACGGUCUUCAACAUCUUUGUCUGGUUCGGCUGGGCCAACUCCUCCCUCAACCCCAUCAUCUACGCCUUCAAUGCUGACUUCAGGAGGGCCUUUGCCACCAUCCUGGCCUGCAGCCGCUUCUGCCCCAGCAACGUAGUGGAGACGGUGAAUUUCAGCAACGAGCUGGUCUCCUACCACCAUGACACCACCUGCCAGAAGGACGUGGUGACCCUCAGCUGCCCACACCUGCUGCCCCACGCCGCCCUGCCGGCAGACGACGAGCUGACUUUCGACAAGGUGUCUCAGCUCUCCCAGACCUCCCCCGACAACCACGCCAACGCCGCCUUGCCAGCCGUGGUCCACGUGGAGUGCGAGACAGAUAUUUCACUGGAGAAGAUCACUCCCUUCACUUCCAACGUGCUGGGUUGAAAAGGACCAUGAGAAGGAGAGAGGGAGGGGGAGAGGGAUGGCUACCCUUCUGGCUGGGCAGGAGUUUGUUAGUAGCAAGGAAGAGUGACUUUCCAGGGAACUGGAUGGCUGAGCGGAAUGGGGUCUGGGAUGUUUCGCCUCCAGCCCGCGGCUCGACCCCGGCCCAGGUUGGUGGUGGAUGAAAGUAGCUGAUGGCUGUCGAGUGCCAGAUGAGUUUGGUGGGUCUCAGCAUAGU
Messenger RNA from Pelodiscus sinensis (Chinese soft-shelled turtle), 1527 nucleotides. Its product is annotated as D(1) dopamine receptor-like. Gene Ontology annotation, cellular component: plasma membrane. Gene Ontology annotation, biological process: adenylate cyclase-activating adrenergic receptor signaling pathway; positive regulation of MAPK cascade. NCBI's taxonomy places the organism in Eukaryota, Metazoa, Chordata, Testudines, Trionychidae. The record is from RefSeq and is a predicted model, not a curated record. Gene Ontology annotation, molecular function: G protein-coupled receptor activity.